This is a messenger RNA of Hyla sarda, 4049 nucleotides long. RefSeq names its product decapping mRNA 2 (gene DCP2). Gene Ontology annotation, biological process: deadenylation-dependent decapping of nuclear-transcribed mRNA; nuclear-transcribed mRNA catabolic process, nonsense-mediated decay. Gene Ontology annotation, molecular function: manganese ion binding; RNA binding; 5'-(N(7)-methylguanosine 5'-triphospho)-[mRNA] hydrolase activity. The transcript is spliced from 11 exons. The record is from RefSeq and is a predicted model, not a curated record. Bases 158 to 1357 code for a protein of 399 amino acids. Lineage: Eukaryota; Metazoa; Chordata; Amphibia; Anura; Hylidae. Gene Ontology annotation, cellular component: P-body; cytoplasm.
CUGGCGGCGGAGAUGACGCAGUGAGGCUGCUAGAGCUAGAGGAGUUCUUGUUAUUAUUAUUGUUUUUGUUUCGUUUCCUCCUCUAGCCCCGCCCCUCGUCUCCCGCUGCCCACAGGCUCCUGGACCGCGUUGUCUCCGGGAUGUGCCUGUGUCCAACAUGGAAAACAAGCGAGUGGAGGUUCCCGACGGGGUCCUGGACGACCUGUGCAGCCGAUUUAUCUUACACAUUCCCAGUGAGGAAAGAGACAACGCCAUCAGAGUAUGCUUCCAGAUUGAACUGGCCCACUGGUUUUACUUGGACUUCUGCAUGCAGAACUUUCCAGGCCUGCCUCAGUGUGGGAUAAGAGACUUUGCUAAAGCAGUUUUCCAGCAUUGCCCGUUUUUACUUCCCAAUGGUGAAGAUGUACAAAGGGUCUUGGAUGAGUGGAAGGAAUAUAAGAUGGGAGUACCCACCUAUGGUGCCAUUAUUCUGGAUGAGACACUUGAAAAUGUGCUACUUGUUCAAGGUUAUUUAGCAAAGUCUGGCUGGGGUUUCCCAAAAGGGAAAGUGAAUAAAGAAGAAGCUCCUCACGACUGUGCUGCAAGAGAGGUCCUUGAAGAGACGGGCUUUGACAUUAAAGAUCGUAUGUGCAAUAAUGAUUACAUUGAGCUAAGGAUCAAUGACCAGUUAGCUCGCCUUUAUAUCAUUCCGGGUGUCUCAAAGGACACAAAAUUUAAUCCAAAAACAAGAAGAGAAAUCAGAAACAUUGAGUGGUUUCCAAUUGAAAAACUGCCCUGCCAUAAAAAUGAUAUGACCCCCAAAUCCAAGCUAGGUCUGGCUCCAAACAAGUUUUUCAUGGUCAUACCUUUUAUUAAACCAUUGCGGGAUUGGCUAAAGAGGAGGCUGGGUGACUCCUCAGAUAGUGAUAAUGGGUUACCCUCUGCUGGAAGUACACCAUCAAAGCCUAAUGUAGAGAAAUCCAAACCCAGAAUGCGCUGUAUGCCUCAGUUUUCUGAGCUUUCUCCAGGAGAACAAUGGACAAAGCCUAAGAAUCAAAACCUUAAGAGUAACGGUAAGAAACAUCAAGAUUCUCCAAUCCAAAUCCAGAAGAAGAAAGUGAAUGGGAUCCACAAUGCACAAGCUAAGCAGCAGCAGAACAGUGUUCUGAAAUCAGAGCGAAAGCUUAACCCCAGGAGGCUAAAUGACAAUUUUGAUGUGGACUCUGUAUUUGAUGUUAGCAUCCCCUCUGAAGGACAGCAGUAUGAUCAAGAUGGUGAUGACACUUGCAAUGGGACUCUAGAAUACCCCCUUUCUUCCAAAGCCUUCCUGGGAUUCCGGUUUGACAGGGAUGCCAUCAUGAAAUCCUUGGAUUUCUGACCCACCAGCAGCUGCACAAGGUCCAUGAGUGCUGCACUGUAGCAGCCAAGAGCGGGUUAUAACCAAGCCUUACCUUCCUCAGGUUUUUUUCAAGGAUGUGCAGGGAUCUACUGGGGGUUAAGAGAAGGUCUGUCCUAUGAACAGGACCUCACUCUAUGUAAUUGUGAGUAUCUGGUGAAGGGGGUAUCUUUCCUUCUUGCACUGUUUUUGCAAUAUCAGUUUUUUACACACAAGUACCUUUUCAGUGUUCAACUCUCCUGUCAUACAUAUUCAGUGGGCAUUGCCUAAAUGUAGUUUGUCCUAACAAACUCUUCUCAGUCUACAACUCCCUGAGAUAGAUGUGACCCUUGGUUUACUAUAUAGCUCUUACUUGGUGUAGCUUGAAUGUAAUAUGAAUGUGUUGUCAAUGGUGACUUCAGCAUUGCUGCACACCACUUGUUGUGGGGGUGUCUGUAUUUUUGUUGCCUUGUAUAAAAUGCACUGCACAUUACCUGACAUUAACCUCUGAAGUGAGCUCAUAAUAUUCAGGGUAUAACUGUCUGUUCCUAUGAAUGCAGAAUGUUAGCAGUUACCUCUUCUGUAGCAUGUCCAUAGUGACUGUAAGCAUACUGGGAGGAUAGAAUGGAUAUUUCUUUAGCUUACAGCUGUUUAGAAGCGUCACUCUAAUGGGACUAGACACAAACUCUCCUUAGACAUCUACCUUAUUUCCCUUUUUCUGCUGCUCCUUCAUACAUAGGACAGCCUGAGAUGUACACAACCUUUUCUGAGGAAUGAAUGUAUUCAUUAGGGGAUCACAUGCUUGUUGUCUGCAUUUAUUUUGUGUAAUGCAUCCCGCUAUCCUGGCUGACUGCAAGCAAUUGCUUUUCCCUCCACCUUUCUGUGAAAUAGUUUCCAAAAAUGUUCAGGCUGUAUUCUAUAUGUUGGGAUUGUUCCCUUAUGUAUGCCACUCUAUGGCAAUACUGUGGCACACUUUGGCGUAUGCAUUUGAAGUUUUUCUGCUGCAUAGACUGAGCGGUUUCACUUGAACACAGUGUAAACUUGGCCUAAAUGCCACAUAAUACCUACUUUGUUAGAUCGGGGGGCACAAUCAGAAGUAACAUAUUGGAGUGGCAGGACCACUUUUUAUUGUGAUCGUUGGCAGGUAAUGACAGCUGACUUUAAUGUAUUCAUUGUCCUUUACCAGGGACACACAAGACGGUUCUGCACUGACUAUGCGUGAGGGAAGUUCUUAGAACCGCAGUAAAUAUGAUCAUGUCUUUUGAGGCUCACUGGGAGUGCAGCACUAUAUACUAACUUGUAUUCAGACAGGUUAUUACGUUUACUUUCAGAAAACAAUUUAAUAUGUAGCACAGUUCUAUAGUGAGUAAUUUUAGACUUCAAAAAGAAUAUUGGGGAGAUGAUGUUUUCUUAUUUGCAAGUCUACAUAUGGUGCCUAAGAUAAGUGAUAUAUGCAGAAGUAAAUCAGAUGUGAUAGAAGUUUGGCCAAUAUGGACAUGUCCCACUCCCUAGUUCAUAGUGCACAAUUUUCAAUGGACUCUAAUAUAAUAAAGUAUGAGAUUAUCCUAGAAAAAUGACCAUGUAAGAGCUAAGGUUAAUUCCUGGUGGAGUGAAAGGAGGUUCCUAGGGACAGAGGACAUAAUGCACCCCUCUCGCCCCAAUGUUGUGAUUAUUUAUAUAAAUGCACAGAACAAAUACUACAAGUUUGGUGUUUACUCAUCUUCGGUGUCAUGUUUUAUUGGCUUCUAAACAUUUCUUUUAAUAUACAGUCUCUAGGUGGUAAAAUGUCCCCUUGUUAUAGUAACAAAAUUUCAGCUUUUCUGGUUUCUCUGUGUAAAUGAUUUUGUUUUUAUUCUGGCUACUGACCUAUACUUAGAGCUAUGUAUAUAUGGAAUCAUGUACUGACUCCUAGAAUAUAAUGCUCAGCUACACAACUGUAUGUGUGAAGAUUGGCAAACAGGCAUAUUUUGUCCUAUUAAAAUGACACUAAACCGUAUAUUUUCUCCAUAUGUUUUGCAUGGUAGGAAAGUCAGUUGGUAUUACAAUGUGUUAAAGGGGUAUUCCGGGAUCUAACAUUUGGAUAAGGGAUUUGAUGUCUGAUCGCGGGGGGCCUGCCGCUGGGACCCCCUGCGAUCUCGCUGCAGCAACCGCAAACUGGAGACGCAGCUCCGCAUACAAUGUGGGUGCUGCAGCGAGAUCACGGGGCCCCCCACCAUCAGACACCUUAUCUAUCCUUUGGAUAGGGGAUUAAAUGUUAGAUGCCGGAAUACCUCUUUAAUGCAUUUCUUAGAAUGUCAAGAACAAGUAUCUAUUAAGAUCAAACAGCAAUACUCUUUUCUAAUGGUCAAUAAUGCAAUGGAAGAGAUGAUCUGUAUGUGGGCAUUUGGGAAAGGUUCCUAUAUAAGACCGCCGCCUCUUUCAGGGAAAUUGCCCCUCUACUAGGGUGACCUCUAAGGGACAGAUAUUAGUUUAUACAUAUCCUCACAUACUAGUAAUUGUUUCACGUUCGCACUUGAUUGAUGUAAGGAAAUCUCUUCCUGAAAAGUUUUAGUUUGUCUAUUUAAAUGUACAUAAUAUUUGAAGGGAGCCUGUUCCUUGGAAAACCUCAUGAAUUAGGAGGCAAUGAGCAUAACUCAUGUAACUGCACCCUAAUACUGAGACAUUAUGUAUCACAUAAAAUACCUCUUUCUUUACC